Paralichthys olivaceus (Japanese flounder) is the source of this 1717-nucleotide messenger RNA. It is a transcript of the gene ttpa, whose product is annotated as tocopherol (alpha) transfer protein. The record is from RefSeq and is a predicted model, not a curated record. Lineage: Eukaryota; Metazoa; Chordata; Actinopteri; Pleuronectiformes; Paralichthyidae. Gene Ontology annotation, biological process: vitamin transport; vitamin E metabolic process. Gene Ontology annotation, cellular component: membrane; late endosome. Gene Ontology annotation, molecular function: vitamin E binding; phosphatidylinositol bisphosphate binding; lipid transfer activity.
UCCCCCUCCUCCUCGAGCAGCUGCCCGGCAGCAGCACUGAAGAGUGACCGGACCAAGGGGCGACAUGAACGGGCCUCAGCUCAGCGAUCUCCCGGACGACUCAGAGCAGCUGGAUCCGCAUGUGAGCGGGCUGAGGCAGAGAGCCCUGCAGAGCAGCGAGCUGUCCGCCGUCACGAGCUUCUCCCGGGGAUUCCUCCUUAAGUUUCUACGGGCCAGAGACUUCGACGUGGAACUCUGUCUGAAGCUGUUACUGAACUAUCAGCGGUGGCGGAGGGAAAGUCCUGAGCUCAGCGGCUGUCUGUCUCCCUCCUCUGUGCUUGGCCUCCUCAGCACAUCGUAUCACGCCGUUCUACCGCAGCGGGACCAUGCAGGCAGCAGGGUGCUCAUCUACAGGAUCGGGCAGUGGAACCCCAAAGACUGGUCGGCCUUCCAGGUGUUCCGGGUCAGCCUGAUGACAUCAGAGAUCAUCUCCAUGGAGACACAGACGCAGAGGCAGGGUCUGAAGGUUAUAUUUGACCUGCAGGGGUGGAGUUUAGGCCAUGCCAUGCAGAUUAACCCUUCCCUCGCCAGAAAGAUAUCCUCUGUGCUUUCGGAAUCCUUUCCAUUGAAAGUCAGAGGAAUUCAUCUGGUCAAUGAGCCAAUGUUCUUCUGGCCGGUCUUUGCCCUGAUUCGUCCCUUCCUGCCAGAUAAGAUCAAACAGAGGAUCCAUAUGCAUGGUGCUGAUUUCCACGACAGUUUAAGUGACUUCUUCUCACCGGCCGCCCUACCUCCAGAAUAUGGAGGGGAGGGGCCUGGAAUAGAGGAGGUGUGCAGAGACUGGACCAAUCAUCUGCUUCAAUCAGAGGGGCUCCUGCAGCAGAUUGCCGCCCAUCCAACGGCUGACAUUGCCAUAAGUCAAGAAAACUCCUUGAUCUCAGAGGAAGCGGAGAAUGAACAAUACUCAGAGGAAUGACAUUUGGAGUUAUGUCCCCUCGAAGACAACUGGAAGACAUUUUUAGUACAAAUUAUAUAAUUUGUUUGCUGUGUUAAGAGAGCUGGAAAGAUGCCCAUCAGAUGGAGUUUACAUACUUUCGGAGUCUACAAGGGCCAAACUGAAAAGGUGUUGACAUCGUCAUAGACUGAAUCCUCUGAAGGAUGCAGCCCCUGAAUUGGAAUAUAGCUGUCAUCAAAACUUUCUGCCUUACUGCCUCUAAAUACUCCAUGUUGGACAUAGCAAUAAUAAACACAUGCGUAGCCAAUGAUCCAAACAGACAGAGGAUGUGUGAGGUAGCCAUCACACACAAGUGAACUAGUACUUAAAAAUACCAGCCUUACAUGUGUUGCAAGAUGUUACUGUGUGGAUGUACUAUUCAACAAUUCAAAUCUUUUUUUUCAAAUGCUUUUUUCAAAUUUUUUAUUUAUGACAUGAAAUUGUGGCAUUUUUACGAAACUAUUCUUUAAUUGCAGAAUUUCAUCAGUAAUAUAUUAAUUAGGAUUAGGUGAUGGUAGGUCAGGUGAUUCAUUGUUCAUUUGGCCCCAUUUGGAUCAACAUUAUAUGGAAGGAUGGGCAGUAUUUAUGAAACAUGUAUUUAAAAUACGUACUUGAAAUACAAAAAGUAUUUUGUAAUUUUUAUUUGAUAGGUUUGAUGAAAAUGUAUUCAUAUCUUGUAUCAAAGAUACUGAAGUGUUUUGCAUUUUUGUAGUUAAAAGAUAUUGUAAAAUACAAAUCAAUGCAAUG